CUAUUACUGUACCUGUCCUGCCACAAUCCACUCCUCUCAGAUGACAGGAAGUGGCAUGCAGAGGGAUCAGACUUUGACUUUGACACUUCGCAAGUCUUUUCUCAAACCACAUACAUUCUACGGAGUAUCUUCCAGACAUUCCUAUUCCUGUUCUACGAAUACACCUGGUUGUCGCGCCUUGAAUUCUUCAGCAUGGCUGCGGGACAGUCAGCAGCACAGGCGCUAUUGUCUGCACUACCUCGCUGUGCGGCUGCCUGCGCCGAGGAGUUUGUUGUAACGUCAACAUGCGCCCCUACCAACCUCACAUGCAUAUGCACCGACGCACCUCUCCUCGCUCGCAUAACGCAAUGCACCACCGCAAACUGCACCGUCAUUGAAGCAUUGAGUGCCGCCAAUGUGACCGAUGCAGCAUGCGGCGUCACGCCGACUGACUCGUCUCAAACCUAUAUCAUCGUCACGUCCAUCUUCCUGGCAAUUGCAGUCCUCUUCUACCUGAUGCGGCUUUAUGUUCGUCCACCAUUUACGCCAGGCUUUCGCAUCGACGAUGGCAUCAUGUUGGUUGCGACCAUCGCUGUUGUCGUCUUCACAGCCAUCAAUUUGCAAGCCGCGCACUUGGGCCUUGGUAAAGACAUCUGGAAUGUCCCACCAGACAACAUCGACAUCGUUCUAAAGGACUUCUACAUCGGCGAAUAUCUGUACUUUUUCAUCAUCGUCUUGACGAAAUUGGCGGUGCUGGCUUUCUACCUGAAGGUCUUCCCACAGCCAUACUUCCAGAAGGCCGUCUAUCUCGUCAUCGGCCUGUGCAUCUGUUACUUUGUCUCGUUCAUGUUCGUCCUCGGCUUUGAAUGCCAGCCCUUGCCAUUCUUCUGGGAGCAGUGGCGCGAUCCAAGCGCGGGGACGUGCAUCAACAUCAAUGCGGGAGGAUGGGCGGCCGCAGCAAUCAAUAUCAUACUCGAUGUUUCCAUCCUCACCAUGCCGGUCCCCGUCAUCCUCAAGCUGCAGAUCUCCAGACAGCAGAAGCUUCAAGUUUUGAGCAUGUUCGGCGUCGGAUCAUUCAUUACCGUCGUCAGCAUCAUCCGACUUCAGUCGCUGAUCAGUUUUGCCAAGGAUUCAAAUCUCACCUACCACCUCCUCUCCAUCUCGAUCUGGAGCUCCAUCGAACUAUACAUCAGCAUCGUCUGCGCAUGCAUGCCGGCAACGCGGCUCUUCCUGCAACGAUGCUGGCCCUCACGAUUCGGCACCUCCUCCAAGUCCCAUCAAGGCUCGUACGUCCGCCAAUCGAGCACGUCGUUUCAGCCUCAACCUCAUCCGCCAGGGCCACAACAUCAUGCGGUGGCAGGACCAGGAUGGCCGAUGCACAAUAGCAACAACAAUAAUCAUAUAGUCAAGUCCAUCGACGUUAGCGUGUCCCAGGCCGGGCGUGAGGGCGACGAGAUGGAGCUGAUCGACUCUGACGGGUGGCGGGGCGCGUCCCAGCGUGGGAAUCAAUAUGUUUCGUCGACGGGCGAACGAAGGCCGUGAUGUAGGCCCGUGAUACGCCAUGAGUUUAUUGCGACCGGUUAUACUCGUACCUUGUGGGAGUUUCAAGAGUUGGGGGCAUGUACGACGACACGACGACUCGACGAGUUGUGGUCAAGGUACCUACCUGGUGACAUUGGACGGGAAGGGAAAAAAAGGCUAUAGAUGUGUAUGUGUACAAUAUAGUGUAGAAGUAUAUUCCAUCCACCCA
Exophiala xenobiotica is the source of this 1729-nucleotide messenger RNA. RefSeq lists its product as uncharacterized. NCBI's taxonomy places the organism in Eukaryota, Fungi, Ascomycota, Eurotiomycetes, Chaetothyriales, Herpotrichiellaceae. The record is from RefSeq and is a predicted model, not a curated record. The coding region runs from base 193 to 1521 and encodes 442 amino acids. The transcript is spliced from 8 exons.